Messenger RNA from Octopus sinensis (East Asian common octopus), 495 nucleotides. Its product is annotated as small nuclear ribonucleoprotein G. NCBI's taxonomy places the organism in Eukaryota, Metazoa, Mollusca, Cephalopoda, Octopoda, Octopodidae. Gene Ontology annotation, molecular function: RNA binding. The coding region runs from base 106 to 339 and encodes 77 amino acids. The transcript is spliced from 4 exons. Gene Ontology annotation, cellular component: U5 snRNP; U4 snRNP; P granule. Gene Ontology annotation, biological process: mRNA splicing, via spliceosome; spliceosomal snRNP assembly. The record is from RefSeq and is a predicted model, not a curated record.
UCCGGAAGUUGGGAUUUUUUGAGGUGUCUUCCGGAAGAGGACCAUGCUAAUAAACAUUUUGUUCUUGAACAAACAGGAUUUAUAUUAAUCACUUAAAAAGCAACCAUGAGUAAGGCACAUCCACCAGAAUUGAAGAAGUACAUGGAAAGGAAGCUCUCUUUGAAGCUUAAUGGCGGCCGAACUGUAAGUGGCAUCUUGCGUGGCUUUGAUCCAUUCAUGAAUCUGGUGAUUGAUGAAUGUGUGGAAGAAACUAAAAAUGGAGAAAAAAACCCCAUUGGAAUGGUGGCAGUUCGUGGCAACAGCAUAGUCCUACUUGAGGCAUUAGACAGAGUUUCCUGAAGUUGACUUUGUCAGUCUGUGUAUAUGAAAUCUAAUUGUUGAAAUAGAAUGUGUGUGUGUGUACAAUGUGAAGUGUGAAUGUAGAUUUUAAAAAUAUUUCAUUUUCUUUUUAAAAACACAUUUUGUCUUAAAUAAAUCACCUUUUAUCACAAAGCA